Messenger RNA from Ophidiomyces ophidiicola, 1665 nucleotides. RefSeq lists its product as uncharacterized. NCBI's taxonomy places the organism in Eukaryota, Fungi, Ascomycota, Eurotiomycetes, Onygenales, Onygenaceae. Bases 1 to 1665 code for a protein of 554 amino acids. The record is from RefSeq and is a predicted model, not a curated record. The transcript has 3 exons.
AUGCUUUGGACCGCCAACACUUAUCUACUGUAUCUCCUCUUCGUCUCCGUUGUUGUCUACUCCAUUGCGCUGCCCUUAGAUUCGGGUGUUGUGGUCCGCACACCUGCGAUAUCCCGACGAAAUGAACACGUUCUCCCGAUAACCUUCGAGGCUGCGUGCAAUGGAUGCUUUGAUGAUGCAGAGCAAGGAGUCAUAUUCUACUUAGACGUCCUUAGCACAAAAUCAGUUUGCGGUGAGAGCCGUGUACGCCUCAAUGGCCGGGAUUUGAAACUGCAUUGGGACGGCACCACUGCUGCUGGGGAGACAAAUAUAACAAGCAAACUUUCUAAUGCCCGCAAAACUACCAGCCUCUUCAUGAGUUUUCGCGCUCUCUGUGUGUCGAGCCCGGUUGGAUCUGUUGAAGACUAUGCUGCUCAGAUACUCACUGUGACAUUCCAUCCCGCUGGUCGGGUUGAUGAAAAUAAGGAGGCAUCUGGAUUCGCCCUGUCAUUUAAUUCUGUGGGGAAACCGGAGAUAUUUCGCCUAUCAACCUCUCCGGUAUCCAUCUCCGAGCACGAUACCUCCUUUAAAUCCUGGUUAAAUUCUUCGGGCUCCGACGAGUUCCACGUGCAGAGUUAUGCAAACAGCGACGCGACCAGAAUCGUCAAUCUGGAGGAUGAGCUGCAGCAACUGCAUCUACUUAGGCAGGAGGCACAGAGAAUAGAAACCAUAAUCAGGGAAAAGGACCAGAGAAUCAGGAUGCAUCUUCUGGAUGACUGUACCUGUCUCUCGUCUAUGCUUCAGAAAUGCAAAACUCUCAGCUGCUUUGCUGAAGUUUCUUUUAAACUCGUUCCGGAUCUUUUUCGCCUCAUGAAAUACCGAUUUGGUACACUGCCACCCACCUUAUCCGGCGCUUUUUGCCCUUCUCUUGUCGGAGACUCAGGAGGCCGAAACAUCACAACGGGUUCAUCUGCCUCCACUUUUUCAAACAGUAGCCAGGUAACCGUCGAAGGCCGACCGACUAAUGCUAUUACUCACCGUCCAAAGACGCCGGGAGGGUCUCUUAUAGUAACACCACAGUCGACACAGCAUAUUGUUGGGGUCAUCGUCGUGGUGCUUCUCCUCAUUGCUACGAUAGCUUUUGUAUUUAAAACUUUCCGCGACUCGAUAUCUUGUCGCCGGCGCCGCGUGGAUCUUGCCGCAAGGCGCGAAGAAAGGAGAGCUCGCCAGGCGUAUCGUGCGGCGGCGUGUCGCUACCGAUUCAGUUUAUGGUGGACUGAGCUAUGGAACUGUUUGAAUGGGGCUUCUAGCCCGCAAUCUAGCCAUUUCCAACGUCGAUUCAACACCCCAAAUGGCGCCGACAACAUUUUCAUAGACCCAAGGCGGCCGGUCCCACUAGGCGCGUAUGCAAUGCAAAAUGAAAUUGUAGGAUUCCGUCGGGCUCUAGAAUAUGUAGGGCAAUUGGUGCAAAUUAACGGCCCUCCCGAGCAACGGCGAGCAUCUCAAGACAUCGCAGAAAUAGGAGCCAUGAGGGCAUCUGAUAGCACACCAACAAUUUUAUCCUCUAUUGCUCCCCUGACGACCCUUGCGUCUCCGAGUACAAGCACCAUCUUCAGCUACGAGACAGACGAAACUGGGACUAUUGAGAGCAUUGAUCUUGAAACGGCGACUAUGGUUAGUGGAUGA